AUGUCAUUAAGUACGGUAACGAGUAGUGAAAAUACAAGACAACUUCAAUCUUCAAAUAGUUUAAAAUGGUCGUGCGUUAGUUCUUUUUUUCAACAAAUAUUUGAUACUGCAACCAAUACUCGCAGUAAUUCUCUAACAUUUAAAUGUUUGUUAUGUGUACCCAGAAGAAAAUUAAUAUCUGUUUCUCAUACUUCAAAUGCCAAUCUCAGAAGUCAUAUUAAGCUUAUUUAUCCACAAAAAUUGAAUGAUUUUAAUGCCACCUUUAAGAUUAGAGAUGACAAUAGUAGUAAUUCAAUUAAAUCAACAGUCAAGCAAUUAAAACUCGAGGAAGUUGGAAAAACAGUUAAAAAAUUAACUCAAACUGAUUUUAAUGAUGCCAAUUUGAAGUUGAUUAUAAAUACAGUCUCACCAUUUACGUUAAUUGAACAUCCGGCUUUCAUAGAAUAUUGCAAACUGACAUCACAAAAAGUACCAGUAUCGCGAAGAUCAUUAAUGAGGGAUGUGGAGAAGCUAUUUGAGGGUUUAAUUAAUGAAAUGAAAACAGAAUUCAAUAACAUUGCACAUGUUUGUUUAACAGCAGAUUGUUGGUCAGUUUUUCAUAGAGCAUAUAUGGGUGUGACUGUGCACUGGCUUGACCCAAUAAACCUGGAAAGGUCCAGUAAAGCUCUUGCAUGUAGACGUAUGUUUGGCAGACAUACAUUUGAAAACAUAGCUGAACUCCUAGAUAAAAUUCUAAAUGAAUUCAAUUUGCAAAACAAGACUACACUGAUCGUCACUGAUAAUGCUGCUAAUUUUGUGAAAGCCUUUAGAAUUUUUAAUGGAAAUGAUGAUAACGAUUUGAAUGUAAAUGAAGAAGAAAUUGUUACAAGCAUUGAAAUUUCUAAAGUAUUAGAUGUGGACAUGAACAUGAAUAGUUUGGAAAAUUUGACUCUACCUCCACAUCAACGAUGUGCUGCUCAUACUCUUAAUCUUGUUGCUACAGUAGAUAGUGUAGAGGCUCUUAAUGAUGCAAGUUAUAAACGAAUUAGUAGACGUGUUUUUGCCAAGUGUCAAUCGUUGUUUAAUAAACAGAACCAGUCCACACAGUGCGCAGAUCAAAUAAAAGAGAUUCUUGGUCGUUAUCUCGUUGUUCCUAACGCCACUAGGUGGAACUCUUUCUAUGAUGCAAUGAAUGUUAUAACUGAUAAUCAUGAUAAUCUUAAUGAAAUUUGUGUCAAACUACAGUUGCCUAUUUUUUCAAAUACUCAAGAAGUUGGUUUUUUAAUUGAAUACUGCAAGGUUAUGAAACCAGUUGCCCGAGCUUUGGAUAUUUUGCAAGGAGAAAAAAAAAUUUGCAUUGGUUAUUUAUUACCUACCAUUAGCGCAAUAAAUAAUUCCUAUGAUGAGAUGAAAAAUCUUAAGUUUUGUCAACCUCUUGUUCUCAGCUUAAAGAAAGGACUCGCUAAACGAUUUCAAAGAUACAUGACUUGCGAAAACUGUCAAAUAUCAGCUGUCUUAAUUCCAAAAUUUAAACUGAAUUGGGCCAAACCUCAUGACAAAAUUAAUAUAAGACAGCGACUGAUUGAUUAUUUGAUCUCAGAUAAUGAGAAGGAAGAUAAUACUGAUAAUAGUUUGUCACUACCCAUGUCUAAAGAUCAGAUUACUGUUAGUGAUUCGGAAGAUGAUUUUUUACAGUUUGGGGACACUGUAGAAACAGAUUAUUUUCCUAACAAUAACAUACAAAUGUUGGUGGAUAACUAUCUAUCAAACACACUGUUAAAAAAACCUAAUGAUUUACCUUUACAAUUGAAAAAAAGCAUACAUAAGAUUCAAUUCAGCGAUACCCUCAUCAGCUCCUGUAGAAAGGCUGUUUAG
Messenger RNA from Rhopalosiphum padi (bird cherry-oat aphid), 1854 nucleotides. RefSeq lists its product as uncharacterized. The record is from RefSeq and is a predicted model, not a curated record. NCBI's taxonomy places the organism in Eukaryota, Metazoa, Arthropoda, Insecta, Hemiptera, Aphididae. The coding region runs from base 1 to 1854 and encodes 617 amino acids. The transcript is spliced from 7 exons.